CUAAAAAUGGCUUCCGGCAAACCGGCCGACUAGCGAGGAUCGCCAUGCGAGCGCGAUCCAAGAGGAUGACGUACGCCUUGGGGUUGUUGUUCGUCACCCUGUGUUCUCUGGCAAAUGCAGGGAUGUAUCUCAACAUAACCGGCGACAUUAUGUUGGGUGCUUUAUUUCCGGUUCACAAGAAGGGCAGUAACGGCGAGAGCUGCGGAAAAAUUCAGCUGGAGGAUGGGAUUCAACCCCUGGAAGCGAUGCUAUACACACUUCAACAGAUAAAUCAGGACCCCGACAUACUGCCUGGAAUUCGACUCGGUGUCCUUGCCUUCGAUUCCUGCGACAACUCCAAUUACGCCCUGAAACAAGCUUUGAACUUUGUCAAAGGUUUUAUCGCCCAUGUGAACGAGUUCCAUGAACAAGAAUUUCAGUGUUCGGAUGGCAGCGUUCCGAGAUUUUUUGGAGGAGGUUUCGACAAAGUGGUCGCAGUUUUGGCAGCUCAAUCUAGUUCUGUAACCGUACAGGUUGCCUCGAUGCUGAGACUUUUCUCAGUCCCACAGAUAUCCUACAUGGCGACCAGUCCAUCUCUAAGCAACAAGGAGCGAUUUCCCCAUUUCUUCCGAACUGUGCCCAGCGACAUAAACCAGGCGCACGCGAUGUUAGAAAUCCUCAGAUACUUCCAAUGGACCUACGUCUCUGUUGUGUAUUCCGACACGGAAUACGGCAAUCACGGAUAUGAAACCCUGGUUUCAUUGGCGAACAAUUAUUCCGUCUGCUUCAGUGCACCGCAAAGAAUCGACGAGGAGCAUUUUGCUGCAGAAGAUUAUGACAAUGUCAUUCGUACUAUUGCGAGUCAGACGGAUGUUCGAGUCGUGGUCCUGUUUGCUGAAAAAUCUACGACCCUGCGAGUGUUAAAAGCAGCGAGAAGAAUGGGAGUUGGGACACGAUUUGUCUGGAUCGGAAGUGAUGCCUGGUCGACGGCUAAUCACAGAGAAUUUUUAAAUCCUGGAAAUAACAAAGACCAGGAAAUGGUAGUCCUCGAAGGAGCAAUUGCAGUUCAACCUCUAUCUCGACAAUUGUCGGGCUUCGACGAGUACUUCACUUCACUUGAUCUCCGCCAUGAGAAGGUUAAUCCUUGGUUUAGGGAAUUCUGGAUGGAAUACCAUAGAUGUGGGAUGAGGAAUAUCACCGCAGAUAAUCAUCGGACUUCUGAGGUUGCAUUAUUUUCGGAUGACGAGUGUCUGAAUCCUUACCGGAAGAUCGACGUUAGUUAUGGUUAUAAACAACAAAGGUUUAUACACUUUGUCAGAGAUGCCGUGUACGCAGUAGCUCAGGCAUUGCAUGAUCUACAUGUCGAGAAAUGUGGAAAUGGAGCUCAAGGAAUAUGUCCUGCGAUAAGGCAUAUCGAUGGUGAGACCUUGUCGAGGUUCCUGUCGAAUGUCACGUUUAAAGACGAAGCCGGACAAAAGUUCAGAUUCGUCAAGAAUGUGGAUGGACCGCCUAGGUACUCCGUUUUAAAUUAUCAAAAGCAUCCAGAUGGUUCCUAUCACUGGAUCGUCAUCGGCAAUUACACCCAAAAUGAGAACGGCACCCCGGUCCUUCACGUGGUGAACAAGGCCAUGAAGUACAGGAGUCAGGUCGAGGGUGGUCGUGAAUUUUUUCCAAAUUCUACUUGCGCCCAGCCUUGCCAACCAGAUCAAGUGAAGGUUAGAGAGAAACAGGAUCCUUGUUGCUGGAAAUGUCGAAAUUGCGGCAUGUAUCAGUACAAAAUGGACAACCACAGAUGCGAGGAUUGCGAUCGUGGCUUCGUGCCGACCAUAGAUCGGAGAAUGUGCCAUCCCAUUCCUGAAGAGUUUCUCGACUACUCCAACCCAUGGGCCAUAGCCACCAUGACGGUCGCCAGUAGUGGGAUCCUGGUGACGAUAUUCGUCCUGUCAGUUUUCUGGAUAUACAGCGAGACUCCCGUCAUCAAGGCUUCAGGUCGAGAACUGUCAUCAUUACUACUCCUUGGCACCUUGGUGUCAUUUUUGAUGACAUUCGCCAUAGUCGCCAAGCCCAACACCUGUACCUGCGCGAUUACCAGGUUCGGAAUCGGCCUUUGCUACACGCUUUGCUACGCAGCUCUGGUCACAAAGACGAACAGGAUCCAUAGGAUAUUCAACAACACCACGCACAGUCCCCAUAAACCCAGGUACACCAGUCCAAAAUCUCAGCUGCUCAUCACCGGAGUGUUAACCUUUGUAGAAGUCCUUAUCAACGGUGCAUGGUUGAUGCAGGUCCCUCCUUCGGUAUCCCAUUCGUUCCCGACGAGAGACACGAGACUGAGGAUCUGUCAAGGAUUGGACGACACUUCCUACAUGGUUGGCCUGAUCUACCCUUUCAUCCUCAUAGUGGUCUGCAGUGUCUACGCAGUGAAGACCAGGAAGUGUCCAGAAGGGUUCAACGAGACUCGGCACAUAGCUUUCACCAAUUACACCACCAUGAUUCUAUGGCUAGCCUUCGUCCCAUUGUAUCUGGCCUCGACCAGCAACGCCAUCAGGGUGGUCACUCUUGCUGUAUCGCUUUCCUUGAGCGGUCUGGUGCAACUGGGUUGCUUGUUUUUCCCAAAAGUCUACAUAGUGCUGAUGAAACCUGAGAAAAACACGAAGGAGCUGGUCAUGGCCCAACAUAGGAGCUCCUCGUACCUGCCCACUCCAGCAGCUACACCUGUUGUCAUCUUAAAUGGACACGUCGUAAGGUCUUUCGGUCGGGGGAGCGAUUCGUCCUUCAAAUCUACCGGAAGUCCGAGCCAGGAAAAGGACGACUCCACCUCGAGUCUCUGUAAAUAUUGCCACGACGACUCGCCUGCGAAUCGGCGGAUUUUCUCGUAAGCCUCGUGAUCUGCUUUGCAGGGAAAUCAAAGCCGGCUUUCAAAGGGUCCAGUCUCUCGCCAGCAGAGCUAAUGAAAGAAAAAGGGCUCGAGGUCAGGACCAUGUAACGGCGAGGUGAUAAAAAGGAUAAGGGCAUCGACGACCAAUUUGGUCGGAUACAUAUCGCUACUUUAAGUCUAAAAUUCAUAUAGAGAUCCUUCGAGUCCUUGUUCAAAUGUGUCAAAUUCCACCACGUAAUUUCCUUCUGACUUUUAGA
Molecule: messenger RNA, 3114 nt
Organism: Orussus abietinus
Lineage: Eukaryota; Metazoa; Arthropoda; Insecta; Hymenoptera; Orussidae
Product: metabotropic glutamate receptor 3
Exons: 14
Coding region: 45-2858 (937 amino acids)
Biological process (GO): G protein-coupled glutamate receptor signaling pathway; regulation of synaptic transmission, glutamatergic
Cellular component (GO): membrane
Molecular function (GO): group II metabotropic glutamate receptor activity
Source: RefSeq, a predicted model, not a curated record